Messenger RNA from Larimichthys crocea (large yellow croaker), 2447 nucleotides. It is a transcript of the gene aoc1, whose product is annotated as amine oxidase copper containing 1. Bases 129 to 2357 code for a protein of 742 amino acids. Gene Ontology annotation, molecular function: diamine oxidase activity; copper ion binding; quinone binding. Gene Ontology annotation, cellular component: plasma membrane. Gene Ontology annotation, biological process: amine metabolic process; response to antibiotic. The record is from RefSeq and is a predicted model, not a curated record. The transcript has 5 exons. NCBI's taxonomy places the organism in Eukaryota, Metazoa, Chordata, Actinopteri, Sciaenidae.
CUGCUAAGUAGGAGGUUAAACAUUAGGAGCAGUCUGCAUAAGACAGUCUUCUUUGAUUGCUGAAACAGGAAGGACUGCACUGAUAAAACUUUUUAAAAAGUACUUAGAGCAGGAGGACGACUACAGCCAUGAGGCUUCUCUGUCUACUGCAACUGGUCUGCUUGGCUGGUUGUAGUACAUCCAGAUUAAGAGAGUGGGCUCAUCAUGGUGCCCCCAUGUUUGCUGACCUCACAGUACGUGAGUUGAAAGCUGUCCGGGCCUACCUGCAUGGUAUUCCAGAGCUGAAGCUCACUGAUGCCCGUAGCAAUACGUUGAAGAAGAAUAGCAUCCUACUGAUAGAAUUACAUCUGCCAAAGAAGCAUGAAGCCCUGAGAGCUCUCGACCGUGGACAGGCUAAACCCACACGUCAAGCCCGUGUGAUCAUCCAAUUUGGGAACCAGCCCAAGGCCAACAUUUCUGAGUACAUUGUGAGUCCUCUGCCAUCCCCAAAGUCCCACACAAUCAAGACAUUUAAGGGUGAUAGGCCUGUCAAGUUUGAAUCGAGGCCUAUUACUUCUGCAGAGUAUCACCAUAUUACUAACAUGCUCACAAAGAUAACAACUAUUGCCCACAAGCUCCUUUUUGAGACCACAGGAGGGUUUUCCUUCACUAACUGCUCUGACCGCUGCCUGACGUUUUCAGACAUUGCCCCCCGUGGGGUGGGUCCGGGUGAGAGGAGAAGCUGGAUCAUGUUGCAGAAGUUUGUAGAAGGUUAUUUCAUCCACCCAGUUGGGUUUGAGAUAUUGAUCAAUCACCAGGACCUGGAUCCAGAAAACUGGACUGUUGAGAAGGUCUGGUACAACAGUAUGUACUUUGACAGUGUUGAGGAACUGAUAGCAAAAUAUGAAUCAGGAGAUGUGGAGAAGAUCAAACUGCCUGACCAUGACGACAGUGACCUCUUCUCCACCUACAUUCCUCGGGGUCAGAGCAACAGCCCCACUAAUAUCCAUGGGCCGAAGCUUGUGGAGCCCCAGGGGCCUCGCUAUCAUAUUGAUAACAAUUUUGUUGAAUAUUCUGGAUGGUCGUUUGCCUACAGAGUCCGCUCAUCAGCUGGGCUUCAAGUCUUUGACCUCCGCUUUAAUGGAGAAAGGAUUGCCUAUGAGAUCAGCCUGCAAGAAGCUGUUGCCUUUUAUGCUGGUGAUACUCCGGCUGCCAUGCAAACAAAGUACAUUGACGCUGGCUGGGCAAUGGGAACCUCAACCUACGAGCUGGCACCUGGAAUAGACUGUCCAGAAAUUGCCACUUUUGUUGACCUUUACCACUACUAUGACACAGACAAACCUGUGCACCAUAAAAAUGCACUCUGUAUUUUUGAGAUGACCACUGCCAUGCCUCUGAGGAGACAUUUCAACUCCGACUUCCAGGGGGGAUACAACUUCUUUGGAGGAUUGGAAAACACUGUGCUAGUGAUGCGGACAACCUCAACAGUUUAUAACUAUGAUUACAUCUGGGACUUCCUUUUCUACCAAAAUGGGGUAAUGGAGGUUAAGGUCAGUGCUACUGGAUACAUCCACGCCACUUUCUUUACACCUAACGGCCUUCACUAUGGUACCAAGGUGUACAACUAUGUGCUGGGUAACCUUCACACACAUCUCAUCCAUUAUAAGGUGGACCUGGAUAUUGCUGGUCGAGAGAACAGCUUUGAGACUGUGGGUCUGAAAUUUGUCAACUUCACGAAUCCCUGGAGCCCGAAGAAUUUUGUCGUCCAGUCCAAACUCCACAGGACAGAACACAAGACUGAGCGAUCAGCUGCUUUCCGCUUUGGCAAAAAGUUCCCUCGUUAUUUGCACUUUACCAACCCCAAUGAGAAAAAUAAAUGGGGACACCAGAGGAGUUAUCGUAUUCAAUUCAACUCACAUGCCCACAGUGUUCUUCCAAGAGGCUGGAGAGAGGAAAAUGGCAUCAGCUGGUCAAGAUAUCCUCUGGCUGUGACUCGCCAUAAAGAUAGUGAAGCAACCAGCAGCAGCAUUUACACCCAGAAUGACCCCUGGGAGCCUGUUGUAUCCUUUGAGGACUACAUCCGCAACAAUGAAGACAUAGUCAACCAGGACCUGGUUGCCUGGGUGACAGUUGGCUUCCUACAUGUGCCUCACUCAGAAGAUAUCCCCAACACGGCAACACCCGGCAACUCGGUGGGCUUCUUUCUCCGACCCUUCAACUUCUUUGACGAAGACCCUUCGUUGGCAUCCAGAAGCACCGUCAUCGUCAGGCCAGACAAGGAUGGCAAGCCCAAGGUCCAGAGAUGGACACCUGAGGUCGUAGGUCACUGUGUGACAGACAAACCAUUCUUUUACAAUGGCACCUAUGCUGGAGUCUAGAGGUUUGGGGGGGUUCCCAAAAAGUAUUUUAACACAAAUACAAAUUUUCUCCAUUUAGGUAAUUUGCACAAAAGAAUAAAAAAAAAAAAA